AUGGAUAUGGUGUCAAGGAUUCUACGCGCAACACCUUUAGGGCGCUUGCGACUCGCGCUGGUAGAAGAUGCUCCGGUAAUAAUGCCUUUUGUUACUGAAUCUAUGUCGAAGAAUUUUCGUGUUAAUCAACCGUCGGAUAUCGUGUAUCUUAUUGAAACUUGUACUUUGUCGAUAUGCCAGCUAGACCUUAACGAAUCAAUCGUCGGCUUUUUAGUAUUGAAGGAUUAUCCAUUAGCACCCUCUGUUAACCCAUGCGCUUGGGAAGAUUUCGUCUGGACCAAGUUCAAGGCUAUAGAACUAAAAGCACGGAAUACACUCUUUAUACAUAUGCUCUGCUGGAAUCCAGUGUAUGCUCGCGAAGUUGUCGAUAACAUGCUUAAGUCUGUCUUCAUGCACGAUCCCUAUCUACAAUAUAUCGGGAUGAUGAAAUCCUUAAUUGAUUAUCAACUGUUAGUACCGGGUCAGUCCCGCUCUGAAGCUUCGUUUAAGCGAUCACAGGCCAUAGAACGAGGUGUUCCCGGUGACCAACUCCCUUCGUUGUGGGUAGCUGAGCGACGAGAAGUUAGCCCUAGGUUGAGGAUACGUCGAGCAGUCGAAGAAGAUAAUGAUGACUUAGUGCCAAUAAUAGAGCGGCACUCGACACGUCUGCGAGAACUGUACGGCGACUUCUACAUCAGCGAGCUUAUAUCGCGACAUCCGGAUUCUGAACGAGUGUUGCUUGUAUGUGAGCACAAAGAGUUAGCAGUGGGUGUAAUGUGUCUCAACACUCAGAUUAACUACGAGGCGCUAGAGGAGAGUUUUGAGCUUUCUCCGUUUUCCGGUUUGCGACAUCUUGAUAGACCACCAAAGCCUCGCGAACGUGAUUCCGCUAUAAGUUUCUUCACAGGAACUGGUAUUGUCUUCGAAUCUAAGCAAGAGUCUAGCACUGAUAUUCAUGCAAAAGAAACAAAGUCCAGGGUUACUUGGGUCUUUGAGGAAGAUGCUUUUAAAGAUAUUCACAAGGAAGCAGAGAUAAAAGCUCGUUCACACCAGCUGCCUUACACACAAUUAGAUAUACUCCAACUUUUGGAAGACGAGGAAGAUGAAUUGGAGUACGAUAUUGUAAACAUUGAUACAGACUUGUUAAGAUUGCCACGUCUCUUCAUGAACGAAGACUUUGUAAAGAAACAAAGAUUCUCCGAAAAUGGUCAAGAGUUUCAACAUCGAAAAGAGUCUGUGUUCGAAAAUAAAUACCUCGUCAAAGAUACACCAAAAAGACUUUCAACUCCUACUUCAAAUGCGGUAGCACCCUGUAAGCCACCAGAACCUACUCGCUAUUCCGGUGCCCCGAAUGCUUUCUUAUUGGAAUUAUUCGCAAUGCAUCCUGAUUACGAUGAAAGAUACGGUUUUGAUAUGCUUGAAGCAGCUUAUGAACUAUUUCCUGAUAAAGAUUAUUGUGUUAUGUGUCUUCCAUCGAGUCACACAUGCUUUCCGCUUCUAGAACAUUUUACGCUCGUAACACCUUAUAGUUUUCGAAUGCGAUUCAUGAAUGAGACUCUGUAUAUAGCUCAUGUUAACUCAAUAAGAGGAGAUAUAAGAGUUCGUGAAGCGGAAUCGUACGAUAUACCAAAUUUAAAUGAUGUGUUAGAACAUGCACCCAGGAAGCAAGAUUUGCUAGCAUUAUUUGAAACAAGCCUCGAAUCUGACUCAUUAUCCUCUUAUAUUUUUCUAAGUCAAAAUCAACCAGUUGGACUUAUUGUACUGGGACCUUUAGAAGAUGUUACAUCAAUUAGAACUCAAUAUAAUUUGGAGGCUGAGCCUCGAAGUUCUGGCACUGAUGCUUCUAUUUUAGCGUGUAUUAUGUCACCUAUUAUGGACCCCCAUGGUCGAUGGUAUUUGAGAGACGUAUUAAGGCAAACAAAAUAUGCAACUUUGUUCUGGGUUUGCAGACUUUUCGCUAAAGGCGACGCGAGUCCAAGUCGUAACCUCAUGUCGUUAGCUAGUCACAUGUUGCCGGUGCGCCCCCGUCGGUCGAUGCUUAAUGUAGUUGGUAAUAAAGGCGAUAAGAUAGUCAAGGACAUUGCAACGCCAUUUGCCCUGUGGUCACUGGAACGACCUCUGACCAGUCUUCCGAAGGUGCACGUCAAUAGUAGCAUCGUUGUAGUUGGUGCCAGUCGCACGGGACUCGCUUUCAUUGAAACAUUACUUUUAGGGCCCACGGCUGAAUACCUUAUAUUUACAAACAUAACACUCGUAUCUUUACACGGUCUGCCGACUGUUGCUGAUAGCAUGCAUGCAGCAGAGACCUGCGUACCGCGCGAUGGUCGAUACACUGACCGCUAUCUCAAGAGCCUACCAUUUUAUUACUAUGUUGAUGUCAUGUCUGCAGUUAUGAUCCAGAUCGAUAGAAAGAAGAAAUGCAUUCACUUGAAGGGUGGUGGUAUGAAGUUCUACGACGAGCUUGUUCUCGUAUGUGGUCAGCAAUUCCAACAUCCCGACUAUUUGAAGGACUCUAUAGAAUUGGCUAAGGAAGUAGAGAAAGGUAAACCUUGUCAUAGAGUUUUAAUGGAUAACCCAAAGUACAAACCGGAUUAUGUCCCACCAUCCCCUGAUAUACCAGAAAAUGUGAUGCUUAUCAAUUCAUUAUACGAGGCCAAUACCUGUCUUAGGAAGCUGAUGUGGAUGAUAUCUGAAUUUAAAAAUAGUAUCUGCUGUCUUCGUGAAGACAAUCAAGUGGUGGUUUAUGGGGAUUGUAUAGAAGCAUACAGUUGUAUUGCUGCUUUACUAGAAUUGGGACUUCAGCCCAACAACAUUGCUUUUAUUGAACCAUUCCCACCAGAAGAUACCACUAUGAGAGUUAACUGCUUUAAUAAUGAGACGGUUGAUGAAAGAGUUCAAGCUAGUGUAGAAAAACUCGGUGUCCGUAUAUACCGAAAGUGCUAUUUGAAUGGCUGGUCGCAGCAAGAAUCUCGUGUACAGUUCCUCCGUCUUAUGACGCCAUUGCACGCCGUCCAUCUACCUUGUUUUGCUUUAUUCUAUUUUGGGAUUAAAGCUAUAAAUUUGUGUGCUUUUAAAGCUAUAAAUGACUGUGGUUUAGUGUACGAUGGUGGUCUGGUGGUCGGUCCGAUGUUCGAUACCAAUGAUCCCCAUGUAUUUGGGGCCGGUUCUUGCGCGAAAUAUUCUCGUCGACUCUAUGCGCUACACCAUCUCCACAAAUAUUACUGCUCCGAGGACGUUGGUGAAGCGCUAGCGAAGCUUUUUCUAAGUAAACUGGAUCCCUUCAUGACGGGCAGCGUUGAUUUUGAUCCUCUUUAUUCGGAUCUGAUGUCACGAUACAGCUCUUGCUUGCUGGCAUGCCGAAGUUCCCAUGCGAGUAUUAUGAGUACUCGUCGUUCAUCUAGCAGUCCUUCUAAAAGUCGAUGGCAACCUGUAAUGAAGUUUGAAUCGCCAAUAGUUCAGUCAGCGACGUUGCCGGGGCCGCUCCACUAUAUGCGUCUGCGCAGGCCUGGUCGGGAUAUACCGAUGGCAGUGAAACUGUUGUUACCUAAUCAAGGUCAUACACUUGUAACGGAUACACGGCAGAACUACUUUAGACUUCAGAUAAAUGCAUUGCAUUGUAUUGAAUCUAUUACUUGCCUUUCGAAGAGGCAAUUUUCCUGCGAAACUCUCACUCAAUUGUAUGGAAAGCAUGAAGCGUAUUUCAAUAAUCUUCUCGGCAGAUUUAAAAUGAAUCUUAUAGAUGAUUUGUUUGAAUAUUUCAUUCAAACAUGGACAGCGGCGCUAUAUCAAGAGCCCUUCGGUGUUCUUUUACAAGAUGUCAACGAACAGGGAGGAAAUACGGUUUAUGACGUGGUGAAAACCAAAUACGAAGAAUUCUUUGGUGAUCGGAAACCUGAUAUUAAACUUCACCAUGAAUCUUUGUCUGACAGUGCAUCUUUUCGCCAACUGUAUUGUAAGGAGUGUGGACAAAACGAGGCGCUGCGUCAUGAAUCUGCAACAUUCUGGAAGGCUAUUGGCGGUGAAAACAUCGUGUACUCUCACUUCGUUCGAUAUCUCAAUAAAAACAUUAUAACCAAUCCUAAUUACGCUGUGCCUAGGAACGAGUUUAUUUAA
Messenger RNA from Nymphalis io (European peacock), 4092 nucleotides. RefSeq names its product cilia- and flagella-associated protein 61-like. The transcript has 31 exons. The record is from RefSeq and is a predicted model, not a curated record. Lineage: Eukaryota; Metazoa; Arthropoda; Insecta; Lepidoptera; Nymphalidae. The coding region runs from base 1 to 4092 and encodes 1363 amino acids.